This is a messenger RNA of Acanthoscelides obtectus, 1031 nucleotides long. Lineage: Eukaryota; Metazoa; Arthropoda; Insecta; Coleoptera; Chrysomelidae. The record is from the annotation of a GenBank genome assembly.
CCCGUACGUGCGAGUAUGAAACAUGUACUUCCAAAAUGUUUCCGAAACGAGUAUACGAAAUAAACAGUGACAGAGUGAAGGCAAUGCCGCGGAGAGAACAUUUGUUUUAAGUAUGUCUCUAAAAAUAGGGGCAACCACCGUCGAUUUUGCUGCCGUUUUCUAACGUUUUGAUAGGCGGGUGCCCGGCGUUCUAGCGGAGCGAAGUGUGGGCUGGUGACAGGCAGACACAGCCACCUAGAAAUCCACUAUAACCAACAUAACUUUUAUUAGGGAGCGAGCAGAUUCGCCGCCAGUUCUUCGUCAGGUACACCCGGUCACUUCACGUUCUUCUCUUCACACCCUCAACACACUACCCAGCAGCAAUGGACGAACUUCCCCCAGAGCAAAUUGCCGUCCUCCGCAAGGCAUUCGAAGCCUUCGACAACCAGAAAUCAGGAAGCAUUCCAUGUGACAUGGUGGCCGACAUCCUCCGUCUUAUGGGCCAGCCUUUUGACAAGAAAAUCUUAGAAGAACUCAUUGAAGAAGUAGAUGCUGACAAAUCUGGUCGACUUGAGUUUGAAGAGUUCGUAACACUAGCAGCCAAAUUCAUCGUUGAAGAAGAUGAUGAAGCCAUGCAGAAGGAGCUCAAAGAAGCUUUCAGAUUGUACGACAAAGAAGGAAAUGGCUAUAUUCCAACCACGUGUCUCAGAGAAAUCUUGAGGGAGCUUGAUGACCAGCUUACGACUAAAGAACUGGACAUGAUGAUUGAAGAAAUUGAUACUGAUGGAUCAGGAACCGUAGAUUUUGAUGAGUUUAUGGAGAUGAUGACUGGUGAAGUUUGAGAAGACCAACACCCUGGGUCACGCUUAACCCUCUGCACUCUGUACCUUAUACUUUUUUUCAGAAAUCAAAAUGCAUUUUUGUUAUAAUGUGUUUAUUGAGAUGUACGUGAACAGAGAACAAAAUUUACAUGAAAAUAUUUUUAAUUAUGACUAGUUUAUUUAUAUUUAUUUAAUAAAUAUUAAAAUGUCUUAUCUUUUAUUAAUUUGUAC